Molecule: messenger RNA, 1803 nt
Organism: Styela clava
Lineage: Eukaryota; Metazoa; Chordata; Ascidiacea; Stolidobranchia; Styelidae
Product: alpha-2-macroglobulin receptor-associated protein-like
Biological process (GO): regulation of receptor-mediated endocytosis
Cellular component (GO): endoplasmic reticulum; endomembrane system
Molecular function (GO): receptor antagonist activity; heparin binding; low-density lipoprotein particle receptor binding
Source: RefSeq, a predicted model, not a curated record
GUUAUCUCAGUAAUAAAAUAUAGUCUACAUUCCUUUUAUUACAGUAUUAUCUUGCAAAAUAAAAAACGAUUUGAUUGAUUGAUUGAACUUGGAACUUAAAAAUGCAUAGAAGUAUAUGCAUCAUCUUUUGCGCACAAUUUAUCCUGUCAAUUGCAGCUGGUGGAAGUAGAGAUGGCAAUGAAAUACCAAAUACUGAUGAUAAUAUUCGAAAGUUUCGAAGUGGAAGAGUUAAUCAAGUCUGGGAAAAAGCAGAAAAGAUGAAGCUUCCAGCACUGAAGAUGACAGAUUUGUACGCUGAUUUGAAACACCAUGAUCGACUAUUGAUGGAACACAAACGAAAUAAAGUUAAUCAAGGUGAAGAUGACGGUCUCAAAGAAGCAGAGCUCACUGAUGCCCUCCAUGAGAUCAUGCUGAAAUAUGGUCUGGCUGGAAAAAAGAGAAUAAAACCACAACAGAAGCGGGAAAAAAUGUCUACAGAUACCAGGUUUCUAGAGGAUCCCAAGUUGGAUAAACUGUGGCAAACAGCAAACAAACAUGGAAAGUUUACGGAUGAUGAACUAAAAAGUCUUCACAUGGAGUUCAUUCACCACAGAAAGAAAGUAGAAGAAUAUGAAUUGUUAAAAUCAGAAACUUCACAAACUGAUGACAUGUCUGACAAUGCUGUCGAAAAGCAAGUCAAGAUAGAGGAGAAUAAUUUGAAGCGGGAAAAAAUGACUGAAAUUUUAGGAGACAUAAAAGAAGGAUAUGAGAGGUUACAUUUGAAAACAAAGCAAGGCACAUUGGAUGGAGAAUCUGUUCCUUUUACUGAACCAAGAGUUGCUAAUCUUUGGGAAGAAGCAAUGAAUGGAAAUUUUACUGAACAAGAACUUGAUUCUAUAAAAGAAGAACUUCAUCAUUUUCAAACACGAAUUCAAAAACAUUUGUUUUUUAGGGAUCAAUUGAAAAAUUCAGUUCAAAAAGUUGAAUAUCAUGGUGGAAAAGAAGCAGCACCUACAGAACAUAUUGAAGUGCAUGAUCAUUUACAAAAUAAAGUACAGGAUCUGGCAGCAAAGGUUAAGAAAAUGCACCAUGAUAUAUCAAAAAAGCUUUCUAGUGGAAGUGUAUCACACAGAGAAUUAUGAUGACUUCUGACAUUAUCGGCGAGAUAGCAAAACCUGCAUUCGGUACAGAAUACACAACUGUUGAUAUAUAUACCAUUUGCAAAGCGUUUCCUAUGUAACCUGACUCAUGUAUGUAUGUAACACUCAUCCAGAUUUGUUAUACACACUCAACUGCAAUGAAAAAAUGAUUUGUUGUGAUGUUAAUCAAAAGUAUCCUAAAUUAUGUUCCCACAUGUCGUACAGAAUUUACAGCGCAAAUGUUGAUAUAUAUACCAUGUGCACAAGUGUUAUCUGUUUAGCAUUAUUGAGAUUGCCUGACAACUCAUUCAGCUUCACGUUAUACACACUCAACUGCAAUGAAUAAAUGAUUUGUUGCGAUGUAAAUCAACUCAUGUUUCACCAUCCAUUCUUCUCAUUAUUUAUCACUUUACCUUGAUUGUUAUUUCAUUAUGAUGUCACACAAUUAAAUUAGGGAUUAUUUUUGCAGCAUGAUAAAUGUUAUCAUUUCUCAUAACAAUUUCGUCCCAUUGCCUUUCUAUUUCUUUUUUAAUUUUUGCCACAAACUUUACAAUUAUCUACAUGUAAAUCCAUGUCAUGGCUGUUUUUUUUAUUCUUCAUCAUUUACCUUAUGACGCAGAAUCUAAUAAUAAUAAUAUGCCAAUUAUGUAUGUAACUUGUUUUCGUGGUUUCGCUUGUUAUUUGU